AAGCUUACACCCGUAGCAGCAGCAAAUAUGAUACAACAAGCAUGUUGUAGUGCAUUUAGUUAGCGAUUUUUAUAUAUCAUAUAUGCUUACACCGUUAGCAGCAAUCUAGUCGGGGAAGCAUACACCCAUUGCCUAAUAUAAAAUUAUUAUUAUUUUAUUUUUAUUUAUUUAUUUAUUUAUUUUUCUUCUCUCUCCUAUUGGGGGAAGCUUACACCCCUAGUGGCAGCAAUCUGUUACAACAAGCAUGUUGUAAAUCACAGACUAGUAUUAAACUAGUGGUAGUCAGGUUGGGGAAGCAUACACCCGCAGCAAUAGCUCUGAGUUAGAUGCAGCGUGCAGCUAAGAAAUGAAAUGCAGUGCUUCCUCAUCAUGAGCACGAUUUCUGCUCCAGUCGGGCCGAUUCCUUUGGCUACGAAAGAGAAGAUGGCGACUCCCAUGAUAUCACACUCCUUACAGGACCAUCAAGUUCGACAUUGUUAGGGUUGAAUAAGAAACCUCUGUGUAUUUAAAGAAAAGCAUGUUACAAUACUCUGAUAAGUUUUCAAGCCACAGACGUUUGCAGAGAUGUAUAGUAACGAAGUAGAUCUACUUCACUACUGUACUUAAGUACUAAAAGGCAGUAUCUGUACUUUACUAAAGUAUUAUUUUUUUCUCCUACUUCCACUUUUACUUCAGUACAUAUUUUCGAUGAGUUUAAUACUUCUACUCCGAUAUUUUUUUUAUGUGCUGCAUCGUUACUCGUUACAAUUAUAAAAAUGUUUCGAAUCAUUCCAUUCCAAACCCACAUUACCACUGCCAGAACGGUAGAUGGCAGGUUUGAUGAAGCUGGCGGCACAUCAUCAUUGAGCGAAUCGAGCGAUUAAGAAGACUGCGCGUGCUGCUCCCGUUCUGCCUUUUGAUCAGCUAAAAAGAUGGACGAACCAAAAACACCACCUUCCACCCCUUCAACUUCAAGUGAUCGUGGCUGUGAGAGUGAGGAAGGAGACCACCCCUGGCCCUACUUAGAGUCCAUGUUCUCAUAUGUCGGAGUGAAAGAUAAUUCAUAUAGAAUGAAGUGCCUACUCUGCCGCCCGAAAGGUUGUGAAAUAAUGGCCUUCAAAAAUUCACCGUCGAAUUUGAAGAAACAUAUCAAGAGCAAGCAUGACAGCCACUUGAGUAGAUACGAGGAACUCACAUCUGCAAAGCGAAAGAAGAAGACUGUGAUUCCCUCCCCUUCCAUCAAGCAGCCCACAUUAAUGGGUAGCUGGGCCACGAUGCCCCAGAGAUCCAUCGACAAGGCAAUCAUGAAGUAUGUUGUCCGAGGACUUCAGCCUUUCAACAUUGUAGAGCAAGAAGCUUUCCGCGAUUUUGUGUUAGACCUGGUGCCAAAUAGCAAAAUAAUGACAAGAAUCACGCUCACAUCUAUGAUUGAUGAUGCUGCAAAACAGAUGAAGAUCAAAAUUAUUGAGGCCAUGAAAACUAUUGACCACAUCGUGACAACCACUGACUGCUGGUCAGCCAGGCGCCGUAGUUUCAUUGGGGUCACGGCUCACUGGCUGGACCCAGAAAGUUUAAAAAGGUGCUCAGUGGCCCUGGCCUGUAAAAGAUUAAGAGGCUCUCACACUUUCGACCUUCUGGCAAAUGCACUUAAUGAUAUCCAUGCUGAGUAUGACAUUCGGGGGAAGAUAGUAAGAACAACCACGGACAAUGGCUCCAACUUCAUUAAAGCCUUCAAAGUCUUUGGUGAAGAUGGAAAUAACAAUGCUGAUGCUCUAGUUCAGGAGGAAGAGGAGGAGGAAGAAGAAGCAGACAAAGAUGAGGAGGAGGUAGAGUUUGUCGAUGUAUCUUCACUUUUGGAUGAGGAUGAUGGUUUUGAGUUCCAGCUCCCGAAGCACCAGCGUUGUGCAUGCCACAUUCUUAACCUAAUAGCCACUGCCGAUGCCAGCAAGGCAGUGUCCAAUGACACGUACAAGAAAUUAUACUACUCAACAUUUGGCAAGUGCAAUGCACUUUGGAAUAAGUGUUCAAGAUCCUCAACAGCAGCUGAAACUGUGGAAGAUGCUUGCUCCCUCCAGCUUGUGCGACCAAAUGCAACAAGGUGGAACUCUGUGUUCAUGGCUGUGGAGAGACUGCUCAGGAUAGUGAAAGAAAAGGGAGAGGCAACAAUGAGAGUUUUCUGCACAGAUUUGAAGGUUCCAAUGUUUAAUCCAGCUGAACUUGCAUUCCUGUCAGAGUAUUCUGCUGUCAUGACUCCAGUCGCCCAAGCAACUAACAUUUUGCAAGCUGAAACCAACGUCCAGAUGGGGUGGCUGCUCCCAACUGUCAAGCUCCUGAAAAAUCAAGCUGAACAGGAUCAAGCUGCCGCUGAAGUACUGCAAGCCACUUGUGGAUGCCUUGCAGGUGGGCAUUGAGAAUCGCUUUGGCCCUAUGAUGGAAGACCCAGAGCUGGUGGCCGCUGCUAUUCUGCUUCCAAAAUUCAAGACAAAUUGGACACAGGAAGAUGAGACAAUCAAAAUAGGUAAGAAAGAUAGUGUAUGGGUGCAUUAUUUGUGUAUUUUACCAAAUUGCAAUCAUGAGUCACACAUACAGUACCGCUCAAAAAUUGGGGAUUACUUUGAAUUUUUUUUUUUUUUUUAUAUAUAUGGAAACACACAUGAGCUGGUCCUGCAUAGAAGAUAUUGCAAACAUACCUAUAAACAGAGCAUUAUGAUGUUAGAGUGAGAAAUGAUGUGGUAUGGGAGCCUUCCUCUUUAAUCUAGUAGUAUGGCAGCCAAGCCUUCCUGUCUAAGGUCUG
This is a messenger RNA of Megalobrama amblycephala (Wuchang bream), 2773 nucleotides long. RefSeq lists its product as uncharacterized. The record is from RefSeq and is a predicted model, not a curated record. The coding region runs from base 912 to 2390 and encodes 492 amino acids. NCBI's taxonomy places the organism in Eukaryota, Metazoa, Chordata, Actinopteri, Cypriniformes, Xenocyprididae. Gene Ontology annotation, molecular function: DNA binding. The transcript has 3 exons.